This is a messenger RNA of Eruca vesicaria subsp. sativa (arugula), 1782 nucleotides long. The record is from the annotation of a GenBank genome assembly. NCBI's taxonomy places the organism in Eukaryota, Viridiplantae, Streptophyta, Magnoliopsida, Brassicales, Brassicaceae.
AUGGCUUCUUUAUAUAUGAGUUCAGCUAUCAUUUACAAAAAUGCCAUUACCCACAAUGUUCGCCUUCAAAGUCCUCGAAGGUUCAUAUGCAGAUCCAUUACCAAAACGACGUCAGAUAAUGUUUCUGUUGAUGUCCUUCAUCGACGCUCCGGUAACUAUUCGCCUUCACCUUGGGACCAUCGUUAUCUCCUCUCCAUCGAGAAUAAAUAUGCGAAAGAAAAAAACGUGAUAACUAGAGAUUUGUUGAAGAAAAAAGUGAGGAAGUUGCUUGAUGCUGACACAAAGCGUAGUCGUCUCGAGCAAUUAGAGCUCAUUGACCACUUGGAAAAACUUGGGGUUUCGUAUCAUUUCGAGGUAGAAAUAAACAACAUUCUAAAUGAGUUUAACCAUAAGAUUGUCUGGAAAUGUGAUACGGAAGAAGAUUUACAUGCAACCGCACUCGAAUUCCGUCUUCUUCGACAACAUGGUUUUGAUGUAUCAGAAGAUAUAUUUGAUGUGAUAGUAGAAAAAGUUGAAAAUGAUACGUGCAAGAGUGACGAUAUAAACAGUAUCAUCUCUUUGUACGAAGCUUCGUAUCUCACCACGCAAUCGGAUACUAAACUGCAUGGAGUCAUCAGACCUUUUGCAACAGAAAAGAUAAGAAAAUUUGUUGAUGGUGAAGAAACUUGCAACAACACUGAGGUCCGUGAGAGGGCGAUCCAUGCGUUAGAAAUGCCGUACCAUUGGAGAAUGAGAAGGCUAGAAGCGAGAUGGUACAUAGAUGCAUACGAGAAGAAACAUAACAAGAAUGUUGACUUGUUUGAAUUCGCCAAGAUCGAUUUCAAUAUUGUACAAAGUUAUCAUCAAGAAGAACUCAAACACGUCUCAAGCUGGUGGGAGGAAACCUGUUUGGCUACUCAACUUCCUUUUGUAAGAGACAGAAUAGUUGAGAACUAUUUUUGGACCGUUGGAGUAAUAUCCGAACCUCAAUUUGGAUAUAUACGACGGAUCCUGACUAUAGGUAACGUACUUAUUACAACAAUCGAUGACAUUUACGAUGUCUAUGGCACUCUUGAAGAACUUGAACUCUUCACUGUCAUGGUCGAUAAGUGGGAUGUAAAUCGUCUUGAUGAGCUUCCCGAGUACAUGAGGACAUGUUUUCUUAUUCUGUACAAUGAAACCAACAACGUUGGAUGUGACAUUCUCAAAUAUAAGCACAUUAACGUCAUUCCUUUGCUAAAAAAAUCGUGGGCAGAUUUAUGUAAAACAUACCUGGUUGAAGCAAAGUGGUACAAAAACGGAUACAAGCCAAGCGUGAAAGAAUACAUGCAAAAUGCUUGGAUUUCAAUUUCGGCACCAGUAACAUUGAACCAUCUUUACUGUAUUUUCUCUGAGCAUAUCUCGACACAAGUCAUGGAGACUUUGUCUCAAAAUCGACAAGACCUCGUCCGAUGCUCCGCCACCGUUCUCCGUUUAGCUAAUGACCUUGGAACUUCGCCGGAUGAAUUGGCUAGAGGUGAUAAUCUCAAAUCGAUCCAAUGUUAUAUGCAUGAGACCGGAGCAUCAGAGGAAGAGGCACGUGCACACGUGCAGCAGAUGAUCAGCGAGACUUGGAACGAAAUGAAUUACGAAACAAAAACAGCGAAACAUUCUUCAUCCUUCUCUCGGGCCUUUGUGAAUGCUGCACUCAACCUGGCACGUAUGUCGCAGUGCAUGUAUCAACACGGCGAUGGUCAUGGUUUCCCAGACAAAGCUAAGACCGUUGAUCGUGUUAUGUCCUUGCUUGUUAAUCCAAUCCCUUAG